Messenger RNA from Rasamsonia emersonii CBS 393.64, 1095 nucleotides. RefSeq lists its product as uncharacterized. The record is from RefSeq and is a predicted model, not a curated record. NCBI's taxonomy places the organism in Eukaryota, Fungi, Ascomycota, Eurotiomycetes, Eurotiales, Trichocomaceae. The transcript has a single exon. Bases 1 to 1095 code for a protein of 364 amino acids.
AUGUCCGAACAUGUGCGAGAUGGAUUGACACAGACGAAAUUGUCUGCUUUCUUUUUGUAUCCAGAGCGGAGAAAACGUUCGGCGGAAAGUAGCCUGCAAGAUGCUUCUCGACGUCAGAUGUCGCGUGACAAUGCCGACACCAACGAAGCCUCGUCUCAGGGAAUAGACAGCCAGGAUAUUUCACGGAAUGACUCCAUAUCUGUUUCAAACGCAUCGAAGCCGGUGCGAAAGCAGUCACUUAAUGAACUGGAAAGACGGCGAAAGCUCGUUCAGACAGCGCAAGAGACAAAACAGCUUCUCCCUGGUAUUUUGAAGACGCUUCCUCACGCACCCCCUAAUGGCUACCUCUACAAACCGCCGAACCCUCCAAAGCUCAACCAUAAGUAUUGUCCUGGAUUCCUCCCAGCAGAAAUCAAAGUCCUGGAUGCCGACACGUUCGACACGGCGAUCAAUCUCGGAAAGUGCGAGCAGUACAUGACUGUGCGAGACAAACGCCCCGUAUGCGUGCUAAAUAUGGCGAAUGCACAUAGUGCCGGUGGAGGCUGGCUCAAUGGAGCUCUGGCCCAGGAGGAGGCUUUAUGCUACCGCAGCAGUCUAAGCUUCACACUGAAGUUGAGAUAUUAUCCACUGCAGGACGAUCAAGCCAUUUACUCUCCAACAGUGGUCAUCAUCAGGGAUAGCCUCCAAAACGGGCAUACUUUGUUGGAUCUCACGAAACCGGAGGAGCUGCCCGUUGUUAGUGUCAUUAGCAUGGCGGCGUUAUGUGUGCCGCCCCUAGAUAAUUCGGGUCCCCGCCCGAAAUAUAGAAAUCCACAGGAUAGGGAAUUGAUGAAGGAGAAGAUGCGGAUUAUCCUGCGGAUUGCAGCUUUCAAUGGACAUCGAAGACUUGUUUUAGGAGCGUUUGGUUGCGGUGCCUUUUUGAAUCCUCGAGAAGAAGUCGCGGAUUGUUGGUCGGAGGUCUUUGCCGAGGCGGAGUUCCAAGGAGGCUGGUGGGAGAGCAUUUGCUUCGCAGUUAUGGACGAUCUAAAAGCAGGCAAGGAUGGGAACGGGAAUUUUGGUGUUUUCUAUCGAAAAUUGAAUGGAACCAUGGUAUAA